UCAGUACUCAAGUCAUCGUUCUCUAGUUCAGAGUUCCACAGCAGUUACAAAAAAACCAACACAGAAAUGGCCAAACUCGCACUUUGCAUCCUCGUGUUCGCCCUGUUCGCCUUGGCUCUGUCCGCCCGCGUCCCCCGUGAGGAGCCCGCCGAGCAGAAUCUAAUCAACGAAUAUAUUGACAAGGCCGCGGCUAGUAUCAAGGAACUUACUCAGAAGAUACAGGAAUUUGAACCGAAGAAGGCUGAGGAGCUCGCUAAAGAAGGAAUUAAUACCAUAACUACCUUCGUUCAAAAAGUUAACGAAACAUUUCAUCAGGCACCAGCCGCAUCCACCUAAGACGUUGUUGGUUGGCCAUAUAUCAUUACAUUGAAAACGACUCGAAUAAAUGUUUUAACUUUAACUUUAGUUGUUACAUACAUGAUAACUAAAAAAUGAAAUUAAAACGUUAAUUGUUUUUAGCACAAAACAUA
Messenger RNA from Drosophila mauritiana, 470 nucleotides. It is a transcript of the gene Nplp2, whose product is annotated as neuropeptide-like 2. The record is from RefSeq and is a predicted model, not a curated record. NCBI's taxonomy places the organism in Eukaryota, Metazoa, Arthropoda, Insecta, Diptera, Drosophilidae. The transcript is spliced from 3 exons. The coding region runs from base 67 to 336 and encodes 89 amino acids.